Messenger RNA from Pecten maximus, 4128 nucleotides. RefSeq names its product carbohydrate sulfotransferase 10-like. Lineage: Eukaryota; Metazoa; Mollusca; Bivalvia; Pectinida; Pectinidae. Gene Ontology annotation, cellular component: membrane. Gene Ontology annotation, molecular function: sulfotransferase activity. The transcript is spliced from 2 exons. Gene Ontology annotation, biological process: carbohydrate biosynthetic process. The record is from RefSeq and is a predicted model, not a curated record. The coding region runs from base 83 to 1303 and encodes 406 amino acids.
AUGCUAUAGUCUUAUCGUGUUUACAUAGACAUAGGUAACCUGUAUUUGGAAACACUGUCUGAUACAUGUACAUUUGCCAACAAUGAGUUUCGUUAGGUAUAGAGGCGUCGUAGCAGGAGGAAUAUGUGUAACUCUUCUAUGUUGUUUUUACAUUUUCGGACGAAGCUAUCAGGGCGACAAACAGUUGGCAUUCAAGGAGAAUCAGAUCAAAGACAGUUCAAUUGACUACAUUACGAAGAAUACAUGGAACGAUCGCAUACAACAUUUACAAAAAGGGUGCUCCCAAUCUGACGAAAAGGACAAAUACAAAAUCCAAUACCGUCAAAGCACAGCGAUAUUUUUCCAAUCAAAGAAGCUUAAUAUCAGUGUGUGUAAAGUGGCAAAGGCAGGAAGUACAUUUUGGGCGAUUGUGUUUUUAAUAGUACAAAGGGGCAUGCCCGCUACUCAAGCAUUUAGCAUUCCUAGACAUAGGAUACAUGCAAUGACUGGCGGAAUUACUAAAACACUACGUGCCAGUCAUGAACAACUGGGAACAACUGGUGUUGUUGUUUCUCGUGAUCCGUACUCAAGAUUAUUUUCAGCCUUCAUUGACAAGUUUUUCUUAUUAAGGUUUGUACAAAAUGCUAAAUCACUUGCAACAUCAUUGAGAAAGGGACUGUUUAUGACCAAAGCUGGAGAAUGUGGAUACAAUGUUUCAUUCCAAGAUUUUGUGGACAGCGAAACUACAAAAGCUCUACAGGGAAGAGGUAUUAAUCGACAUUGGUGCCCUGUAUACACUAUGUGUAGAGUGUGUGACGUGGAAUAUCAGUAUGUAAUUCAACAAGAGACGUUGACCAGGGAUACGGAGUAUAUUAUUGAUCAGCUUAACAUCAGUAGCGAUAUAAAAACAACACUGACAAAAAUGUUUCAUGGAUCUGGUAAGAACAGCACUAUGGAAGGUGUAAUAAAAACUAUGUGGAGUGCCAUCGAUAACCCUGCAAUGCAAGCAUGUUGUAGCAAGAAACUCGCCUACUUCAUGAAAAUGUGGGAGGGAUUCAAAAUACAAGGCUACAUCAGAACAGAUAUAUCUUUUCCCUUAUCAGCCUUUCAGGCAAAAAACAGUGUAAACGUAGAAAAAAUCACUAAAGCUGUUAUAACUGCAAUGAAUACAAACCCUUUAUCAAGCGAAGAACGAAAAGCACAACGCAGACAAGCUUUAGUGAAAGCAUAUGAAGGCAUGCCUAAACGUAUUAUAUAUAGGAUUCAGGAAAUGUAUAAAAUGGACUUUUAUCUAUUUGGCUAUGAUAAAAAUCCGCCAUCUUGAUCGUUAUCUAGUUUGGUAUGUUGCAUAAUAGGUUAACUUAGUGUUAUCAAAACAUUCUUUUUUCUUUUGAAGACUUAGGUAAUCUGACGAUCACCUUGGGGAAGCAUUUCCCCAAAAACAUUACAACUGAUAUGGCACGUUAUACAAUUUUAAAUAGUGUGUUACUGUUUACACACCGUGGUAUGUAACCACUUUCAAAACCGCCAAUUGGUCAAUUGUAACCUUCAACAAUCUGAUUGACUAAUCUCUGACCUUUGACCACGGACUACUUUUACUACUCUCAUGACCACUUAUUCUUUUUGUCGUCUGUUAUUCAAAAAAUCAAAAUGGACACGUUCUGAGAACUUGCUAGGUGUCAAAAUUGGCCUAAUUGGAUGAAAGGAGUAUUCUCAUAGAUAGGCUGAUUACUAUGGGGUUUUAACGUACGAAAUAUAAUUUCAUAUGCUAUUAUAGAUUACGCACGGGAGCAAGAUAUUGAAUUGAUCAUGGCGAACGAAAACUGACACUUCCCACCUCUCCCAUGAUUCUCUAUACGCAGUGGACCCUGAUAGCCAUGAAUGGAUCAUCAAAACAAACAACAAACGUACGACAAAAUCGCUGUCCAUAAUAGCAGUCAUUAGAAUGAGACAUCGCAGCAUCUAACGUAGGCCUAAGCCUUCAGCUUCCCUUUUCCCUGGUACAGUGGUAACUAGGUCGUUUGCAUUCGGUACGAAUAUUGUACCAUAAAAAAAAUAACACAUUCUUAUCAUUCAACUUAUCAUUAUAACGACUGUAUAUCCCAAACUCAAAAUUGUAAAAGUCCAUAAAACGUGUCCGUAAAUUGAUAAGAUAUUUCGUGUAAACACACUGACAAACGUGAAAUGCACAUACAUGUAUUGCUCAACACUCCAGCUCGGUUUCCGAAGUAUUUGUAGAAAUGCAUGGUGUCCUGAAUGAAUAAAUCUCAGGAUGAACAUUUAGCAUCACUAUAAACAAUAAUAAUAGCAUUCUUUCGAAAUCCGGGGGAACCGAUUAUCAAAUCUGGCGGUUUAAUUAAUCUAAUAAUCACAUGUGACGUUCGACUUCGCGGUGUCGGAUUGAAGAUUUGAGAGUUAUCUAAACAAGUGUGCUAUCAAUAAAACACACAAACACAAUGCUCGUCAAACUUUUAUUUCAUUUUGUAAAAAAUAUAUAAUUUAUAAAUAGAACUAUAUAAUACAAAUUAUAUUAGCUGUAUACCUAAAAUUUAAUGUGAUUUUUUGCCUUCAUUAUGAACUAUAUUUUGUCUUGUAAUGAUUCGGUUCACAGAAUUUAGUUGCUAGUAGGGAUAAUUCGAACUCGACAUUUGUAAGUAAAGAGGUUAUUGGACAAACGUGUUCCCAAACGAGUGACGGUUGUUUAGCAUGCUUAAAAGAAAAGACACUCGCUAAAGCUCUGGUCUUUUUUAUUUGAAAAUUAACAAGCUCGAGUUAGAUUAAAUUAUAAACAACCGUCACUCGUUUGGGAACCUAUACUUCAUCUUAGCUCAAUUUACAAUAUCGAAAACAAUUGACUGUAUCUUACAGUUCUGAUAUGAAAGAAAGGGAUUGAUUGUUCACCGUUUUGCCAUCACAGCUAUGAGGAUUCAACCUUAAAUGUCUAAAUCCACAGCCACUGUCUAGGCAUUGUUGUAGAAUUAUAUGCCUGACGUAUGUCAAUUUCGAUAAGCGUUUUAUCCCCUUUUCUGUAUCAUAUCGUCCGCAUUGUUCAAUUUAUUUUGAUUUUCCUUUCUUUAGAUUUCACACUGUCGGUACCUAGUAUCACUCACUCAAAAGUUUAGAAUAGGUAGUUUGCUGCAGUUUUAUACAUAAGCUUGUAUAUAGUUUACUGAUUUGCUACAUACAUGUACAGAAGAUAUAUAGGGGAUAUUUAAUGGUUUGCCGUUUGAUAUAAAUAUGCUGUAUUUCUAGAUGUAUGCUAGAUUUUUUGGUAUAUUUUUACGCGUUCCUAGCACGAGAAAAUAUACACGAGUGAAAUAUAUUUGAUCUUAAACGGUAAACCAUUAAUUUAUUGUUUAUCACGUUUCGAAUGAGGCCUUUAAAUUAUUUUAUGAAAUAUUUUCUACACUUGCCUACUGGAAAGUAGCCAGACAAAUCCGUCAAAUGACAACCGAUCGAGUCAGCUGAUCUGGAUAAGUGCGCAUUUCAAAAUAUUAUUACUAUACAAAAUAUAGUUCCAUAUUGUAAAUAUAUAUAUAUAUGUUAUGAUAAAAGACUCUUAUAAACUCCAGUUCGUGUUUAUUAGUUCCUAAAACGCAAUAUUUUAUCAAUUAUCUAUGUAAACACUGUAGUUGGAUACAGCUGUUUAAUGAUAAUAAAACGUAGUUAUUCCUGUGACCAUGCAGCAGGAAAGUAAUUCCGGCAAAGCCUUGUAUUUUCACUGCAAAAAUCUUAUCUUUUUACUGCUCAUCACUGCAUUAAAAAAUUUUUUUCCAGUUUAAUAAUUUUCUGUAUUUCACAGGCAAACAUUCUAUAUAAACAUGUACACUUUUUGUAUGUGCCAUUCACAUAUAUUUAUAUUCUGAGUGUUGAUUCUUUAUAUGAACAUACCAAGUGAAAACAAUAAAACAUUUGACCAUGAAACGCUAUGAAAACAGUAUGAAAACGUCGUUUCACGUGCUGAUUUUCCACACAUUACAUCAGAAAAAUAUUAAUACGCUUGAAAAAUAGUCACCGUUUCAUUUCCGUAAAUGAUAUUUUCUUUGUCAUCUAUUCACAUAAAAUAAAUCUAGUUUAACACGAAUUAUUGUAUUCGAUGUUAUUUCAUGUCUUUUUGUUUUGAAUAACAAGCGAAAAAAAAAAAAAAAA